This is a messenger RNA of Plenodomus lingam JN3, 1176 nucleotides long. NCBI's taxonomy places the organism in Eukaryota, Fungi, Ascomycota, Dothideomycetes, Pleosporales, Leptosphaeriaceae. The record is from RefSeq and is a predicted model, not a curated record.
AUGGUGGACAAUCGACAACCGGAGGCUCUCGCCAUCGUGUGUUGUUUCACGGUUGUUUCCUUCCUUUUUGUCGUGUCGCGAAUCUGGUCUCGGUGUAUUGGGCGGAAUUUCGGCUGGGAUGACUAUCUCAUAAUUGGGGCCAUGGUCCUUUUGAUAGCUGAUACGGUUGGCACAUGGGUGUACAUUCUGCUCAGUGGUACUGGGUUUCACAUCUAUGAUCUACCCAAGAGGUCAACACACGAGAAACUCGUCGCUCUCCGCUGGAAUUUUUCAGUUCAAAUGCUGUACCAUCCUUUAAUGGGUGCGAUCCGCGCUUCAAUUAUCAUGUUCCUCUUCCGUAUGAAGGACAAUCGUCGCCGCAUCAGAUAUUCCCUGCACAUUGUAUUCUGGCUCAAUGUCAUGUACUUCAUUGGAACCUCGCUCGUCAAUAUGUUCCAGUGCACACCCAUUCGCUAUGUCUGGUCGAAACCAGCAAUGGACGCGCUUGAUGCAGACGGCAACAUUGUACCGGGAGGGAAGUGUGUCGAUGCUCGAACCUUUAUCUUGACCAGUUGCGCUCUCAGCAUAUUUAUGGACCUGAUCAUUAUACCUAUUCCGUCGGUCAUGGUCUAUAAUCUUCAAAUGUCCAGGCGCACCAAGGUCCUGGUUGUUGCCGUAAUGAGCCUAGGUUGGAUUGCGACAGGGGUAAGUGUAGGCAGGUUCAUCGUAUACUACUAUCGCUUUGCGCCUGAUAUGAAGGACCGGACGUGGAAUAUCGGUAUUGCCAUCAGUAUCGCCGAGCCUGCUGUACAUAUCAUGACAGCUUGUGCUCCGGCAACCAAGUGCCUCUUUCGUUAUCUAUUCCCUUACUGGGGUACCCAUCAAUCUACUGGAUACUAUGGAGACCGCACUACCAUGCCUCAAACAUGGCCCAGCAAGAUUGGCAACCGAGUUCGGAUCAGCGGAGGGCUGUCAAGCUUUCGCUUCAGUCUGAACGAAGGUCCGCGGGAACCUCCCAUGAUCGGUCCAGAUGAGUCUGCACGAAACAGUCAUGGGGAUUCUAAGCACCAAAGCGAAUUCGAUAUGAGACCAUUGGAGAGUGUUGACUCGCGGGACUUGACGGAAGACAUUGGUGGGGCUCCAAGGACAGCUCCUUUGGAGCCCAUUCCAAAGCAUUGCUUGGGCCAGGCACGAUAA